Messenger RNA from Pomacea canaliculata, 1533 nucleotides. RefSeq lists its product as uncharacterized. Bases 277 to 1026 code for a protein of 249 amino acids. NCBI's taxonomy places the organism in Eukaryota, Metazoa, Mollusca, Gastropoda, Architaenioglossa, Ampullariidae. The record is from RefSeq and is a predicted model, not a curated record. The transcript has 3 exons.
AACGUCCCACGUUCUCCUUUUGAAACCAUACCCUGAUAAAUUAGGCACACAUUUACAACUGGGUUAAUAGAGGAAUCGAGGUUUCCAGGCCCUGACCUGACCAAACUUCAAACCAUUCAGUGGCAUUCUGUUUUAUUGAAACACCGCGCACUAACUACAUUACUAUACAGCACGUACAGAAGCCAAUUAAAUCUCACUCGUCGCAUUAUUUCGGACAGAAGAGAACUAUAACCGAUAUUCAGAUCCUAAGGUUUGGUCCCUGCAUAAGACACAGAAAUGGAAAUUAUGGAUGUAGUCAAUGAUGAAGCAAAUUUUGAAGAUGACUUCCAGUUUCUGAAAGAAAUGAAGGAUAUCUUGAUCGAGGAAGUCUUUCGGUUAUCUAAGGAAUUUCCAGAUCGCUCUGCUUGCGACUCAGAAGUGAAAAACGGAAUUUUCUCGGAAACUGACGACAAAAGAGACGUUAGGAUUAUCCUUCCGGGAGGCCUUCAGAACGUUCUGGACCAUCUGGAGUUGUUUCCAGACGACAUCACCGCCACAAAGAUUACUGGGAGCAGGGAUGAUUGCGAAGAACUUUGCUUUGUGGGGUUCUUAGGUCACAAGAAAGAUAGAUCUGAGAUGGAAGAAAGUGUGAUUCACGACAUCGAUAAAACAGACGCGGUCGUCGUCCAAGAACUUUCUACCAUUGAUGGAAUGAUUGCCUACGUGACAGGAGAGCGCCUCAAGAGAGGUGACUAUGGAAACCUUGUUGUAUUUAAAGACAAGGGCGUGGUGAAGAAUCUAAAGAAGUCACAAAACCACGCAUAUGCUGUGAAUUCCAUUUCUCCAAGAUAUUACCGGACGGUGCGCAUACACUCAGGUCGACUGCCAAUGGGACUUCGCUCUCCUUACUUCGUGCUACAGAAAACAUUGUUUCUGCAGUUUUCACUUCCGGCGGAAGAUCCAGCGCGCAGGCGCGUGCAGCUGUGGAGAGCAUGCCGGGAAGAUUCCAACUUCUUCAAGGUUUUCUCACCGACAAAAGAAAUGUGACCUGUGGCGAUGCAUAGCAAGAAGUGUAUGUUUGUAUGAUGUGACUAUUUGAGCCCGUUAAAUAAAAAAAAUAUUCGGAGAAAAUCGUAAAAGUGACAUAUAAAUUUAUAAUCUGCGUAUUUUAACUAAAUUUAUUUCAUUUUCUUGUAUUCCGACCAAAACGUUGUUUCAGAACUGUCCGUAUCUCCAUGUUCUUUUGGUUAUGUAAAUGUAACAAUGUUAUUAGAUUUAUUUUGUAGCCUUUUUCGCGCUGCUUAAUUCGAUCCAGAAUUUUUUGUUUUAUUAGAAACAAUACCAAUGCUCUUAGUGCAAUGGGGGGAAAAACCCAAUAAAACCCCCAUUAAGGCGACGACAAGACCACAAAACUAAUAACAGCACCUAUUAAAAAUGUUAUGGUUUAAAAAAAUAUUUAAACGAAACAUUUGUAGUUGGAAUGGUAAAGAGAAAUGUAACAAUGGACCAUUGAGAUCUUUUAUUGAACGUAAUAUUUAUUUGGCUUAUCAGAUU